Molecule: messenger RNA, 1279 nt
Organism: Raphanus sativus (radish)
Lineage: Eukaryota; Viridiplantae; Streptophyta; Magnoliopsida; Brassicales; Brassicaceae
Product: zinc finger protein ZAT4
Exons: 1
Coding region: 199-1113 (304 amino acids)
Biological process (GO): regulation of DNA-templated transcription
Source: RefSeq, a predicted model, not a curated record
AUAGCGUGAGACAAAGAAAGGGAAGUUAAAAAUAAAAUAAUUUCUAAAGUUUAAUUGCUUUUUAUUCUUCUUCUUCUUCUCUUCUGCAGAAGAAGAAUGCCUUUGUCACGUACUCUCUUUUUGUAGCUUCUCUACUUCUUCUCCUUCUCUCUUCUUUGUGAAAGAUAAUAACUUCAAGAAGCUUCUUUGGUGUUGAAGAUGGAGAGAUACAAGUGUAGAUUUUGCUUCAAGAGCUUCAUCAACGGAAGCGCUUUAGGUGGUCACAUGAGAUCUCACAUGCUUACUCUUUCUUCAAAACGUGAGCUUUAUCAAGAAGAGGAACGGCCACCGAGUCAACUCAGCGAGGAGACAGAGUCUGAUGCUUCUUCUUCGUUUGAUGAGGAAGAAGAAGAAGAUCAUCUUAAGAGUACUCGUGUUGAUGAUAAAGAAAUGGAGUUUGGUAUCUCCGAAAGCGAAACAGAGUCUUCCAGGAAUAUUAACCCAACUCGGAGACGAUCCAAGCGAACUAGGAAACUCGGAUCGUUCGAUUUCGACUUUAAGAAGCUCAAAACGGUCCAAGCCGGUGAGACAGAACAUCAUCACAGCUCAGCUUCCGACACAACGACGGAGGAAGAUCUCGCGUUUUGUCUCAUUAUGCUCUCGAGAGACAAGUGGAAGAAGAAGCAAACUGUAGUAGAAGAAGAAGAUGAUGACGAUGAGUCAGAUCAUGAAUGCAAGAACAGAGGAGGAAGAGGGAGAUUCAAGUGCGAGACUUGUGGUAAAGUGUUCAAAUCUUAUCAAGCACUAGGAGGACACAGAGCAAGCCACAAAAAGAACAAGACUUUCACGAAAACAGAGCAUGAGAAAACAGAGUACUCUGUUAUUGGAGGAGGAGUCAGUGAGAAGAAAAUUCACCAAUGUCCGAUCUGUUUUAGGGUUUUCAGUUCAGGACAAGCGCUCGGAGGUCAUAAGAGGUCACACGGGAUCAACAACAUGGUAUCAGGAAGAGUCUUGUCUGUGAAUGGUGUUGUCCGAAUCCCUAAAGAAGUGAAAGAUCAUAGGAUGAUAGAUCUUAACCUUCCUGCACCAAACGAAGAAGAUCAUGAACCCUCUGUGGUGUUUGAUGAAUGGUGAAAAACAGAAAAGGUAACAAACAGACUUUGCGUGAUCUUAUCGGUUUAUUAUUAUUCUUUUUUUUUUUUGGUUUGAUCGAACUUUAAAAACAAGUUUAUGUUUUUAUUUGUUUUUAGUUAUUAUUAUGAUUUAUAAUUUUAAAUGCAAUGGUGGCUACUUUUACAUG